CUGCGGCCCACGCCCCGCCCCUCUCCCUCCCGCGCUUAUCACCUGCUGGCCCGGCGCGCUCGGGCGGGGACCCAGGGCGCGAGGGGGAGCGCGCGGGCGGCCGGCGCUGGGUCGCCUGAGGUGAAGCGCGGCUGGGAUGGCUGCGCGGGGCCGGGAGCCGCCGCCGCUGCUCGCGCUCGUGAUGCUGCUGGCGCUGGGCCCUGACGCCGCGGUGGCCAAGCUCAAUAUCCCCAAAGUGCUGUUGCCCUUCACGCGGGCCACGCGCGUGAACUUCACGCUGGAGGCCUCGGAGGGCUGCUACCGCUGGUCGUCCACCCGGCCGGAGGUGGCCAGCAUUGAGCCUCUGGGCCUGGAUGAGCACCAGUGCUCCCAGAAGGCGGUGGUGCAGGCCCGCCUCACCCAGCCUGCCCGUCUCACAAGCAUCAUCCUGGCGGAGGACAUCACCACAGGCCAAGUCCUGCGCUGCGAUGCCAUUGUUGACCUCAUCCACGGCAUUCAGAUCGUCUCCACCACCCGUGAACUCUACCUGGAAGACUCACCCCUGGAGCUCAAGAUCCAGGCUCUGGAUUCUGAAGGGAACACAUUUAGCACCUUGGCUGGCCUGGUGUUUGACUGGACGAUUGUGAAGGACACGGAAGCAGACAGAUUCUCAGACUCCCACAAUGCACUACGAAUCCUCACUUUCUUGGAGUCCACGUACACCCCUCCUUCUUACAUCUCUGAGAUGGAGAAGGCAGCCAAGCAAGGGGACACCAUCCUGGUGUCCGGGAUGAAGACAGGGAGCUCCAAGCUGAAGGCCCGCAUUCAGGAGGCUGUCUACAAGAAUGUACGCCCCGCAGAGGUCAGGCUGCUGAUCCUAGAGAACAUCCUUCUGAACCCUGCGUACGACGUCUACCUGAUGGUGGGGACGUCCAUUCACUACAAGGUGCAGAAGAUUCGUCAAGGGAAAAUCACAGAGCUCUCCAUGCCAUCUGACCAGUAUGAGCUGCAGCUUCAGAACAGCAUCCCGGGCCCCCAAGGAGACCCUGCCCGGCCUGUGGCUGUCCUGGCUCAGGACACAUCGACGGUCACCGCAGUGCAGCUGGGUCAGAGCAACCUCGUCCUUGGCCACAGGAGUAUUCGCAUGAAGGGUGCUUCUAGGUUACCCAACAGCACCAUCUACGUGGUGGAACCCGGAUAUCUGGGGUUCACAAUCCACCCUGGUGACAGAUGGGUGCUUGAGACCGACCGCCUGUACGAAAUCACCAUCGAAAUCUUCGACAAGUCCAGCAACAAGGUCUACCUGUCAGACAACAUCCGAAUUGAACCAGUGCUUCCUCCUGAGUUCUUUGAGGUGCUCUUAUCGUCCCAGAAUGGGUCAUACCAUCACAUCCGGACAGUGAAGAGUGGCCAGACAGCCAUUGAAGCAGCUCUCACAUCUGUGGUGGACCAGGAUGGAGGGGUCCAUAUGCUGCAGGUGCCCGUGUGGAACCAACAGGAGGUGGAAAUCCACAUCCCCAUCACCCUGGAACCCAGCAUCCUGACGUUUCCGUGGCAACCAAAGACUGGUGCCUAUCAGUACACGAUAAAGGCUCAUGGCGGCAGUGGGAACUUCAGCUGGUCCUCGUCAAGCUACACGGUUGCCACCGUCACCGUCAAGGGUGUAAUGACCACGGGCAGUGACACUGGACUCAGUGUGAUCCAGGCACACGAUGUCCAGAACCCACUCCAUUUUGGCGAGAUGAAGGUGUAUGUGAUCGAGCCCAGCAGCAUGGAGUUCAUCCCAUGCCAGGUAGAAGCACGUGUGGGCCAGGUCCUGGAGCUGCCCCUGAGGAUCAACGGCGUCAUGCCCGGUGGAGCUGGUGAGGUGGUCACUCUGAGCGACUGCUCCCACUUUGACUUGGCGGUGGAGGUGGAGAACCAGGAUGUGUUCCAGCCCCUGCCAGGGAGGCUGCCACCGGGCUCUACGCACUGCAGCGGCGUCAGGGUGAGAGCUGAAGCCCAGGGCUCCAGCACGCUCCUGGUGAGAUACAAACAUGGCCACGUCCACCUGAGUGCCGGGAUCACCAUCGCUGCCUAUCUGCCCCUCAAGGCCAUAGAUCCCUCUUCUGUUGCCUUGGUAACCCUGGGCUCCUCAAAGGAGAUGCUGUUUGAAGGAGGUCCUAGACCCUGGAUUCUUGAGCCCUCCAAGUUUUUCCGGAAUGUUACCUCUGAGGACACUGACAGCAUCACUGUGGCCCUCUUGGGCCCCCCUGCCUCCCGGAAUUACCAGCAACACUGGAUCCUUGUGACCUGCCGGGCCUUGGGUGAGCAGGUCCUCGCCCUCUCAGUGGGGAACAAGCCCAGCCUCACCAACCCCUUCCCUGCCGUGGAGCCCGCCGUGGUGAAGUUUGUCUGUGCCCCACCGUCCAGGCUCACCCUCGCGCCUGUCUAUACCAGUCCCCAGCUGGACCUGUCCUGUCCGCUGCUGCAGCAGAACAAGCAGGUGGUUCCAGUCUCCAGCCACCGCAACCCCCUGCUGGACCUGGCUGCCUAUGACCAGCAGGGCCGCCGAUUCGACAACUUCAGCUCUCUGAGCGUCCACUGGGAGUCCACCAGGCCGUUGCUGGCCAGCAUCGAGGUUCACCUACCCAUGCAGCUGGUGUCCCAGGACGAUGGGAGUGGCCAGAAGAAGCUGCACGGUUUGCAGCCCAUUUCGGUUCAUGAGGCAUCGGGAACCACAGCUGUCACUGCCACCGCAACUGGCUACCAGCAGUCCCACCUCAGCGCGGCCAGAGUGAAACAGCCGCACGAUUCUCCCGCAUCCGUGUCGGCCUCCAUAGAGCUCAUCCUAGUGGAGGAUGUGAGAGUGAGUCCAGAAGAGCUGACCAUCUACAACCACCCUGGUGUCCAGGCGGAGCUGCAGGUCAGGGAAGGCUCGGGCUACUUCUUCCUCAAUGCCAGCACUGCAGACGUGGUCCAGGUGGCCUACCAGGAGGCCAGUGGCAUCGCCGCGGUUCACCCUCUGCUCCCCGGCAAAGCGACCGUCAUGAUCCACGACCUGUGCCUCGCCUUCCCAGCCCCAGCCAAGGCCAUUGUUUACGUCUCAGACAUUCAGGAGCUUUAUGUCCACGUGGUUGACAAGGUGGAGAUUGGGAAGACCGUGAAGGCGCACCUCCGUGUGCUGGACUUUCACAAGAAGCCCUUCCUGGCCAAAUAUUUCCCGUUCAUGGACCUGAAGCUCCGAGCCGCCUCCCAGAUCAUCUCCUUGGUGGCCCUUGAUGAAGCCCUCGACAGUUACACUGCCACGUUCCUCGUCCAUGGCGUGGCCAUCGGCCAGACCACCCUGACUGCGAGUGUGACCGACAGAGCCGGACAGAGAAUCAGCUCACCCCCACAGCAGAUUGAAGUCUUUCCCCCAUUCAGGUUGAUACCCAAGAAGGUGACACUGCUCAUCGGAGCCACCAUGCAGGUCACCUCCGAGGGCGGCCCCCAGCCUCAGUCCAACAUUCUUUUCUCCAUCAGCAACGAGAGUGUUGCACUGGUGAGCAGUGCUGGGCUGCUGCGGGGGCUGGCCAUUGGCAACGCCACCAUGUCUGGGCUUGUGCAGGCAGUGGACGCGGAGACUGGGAAGGUGGUCAUCGUCUCUCAGGAUGUUGUGGAAGUGGAGGUGCUGCUGCUCCGGGCUGUGAGGAUCCGCGCUCCCAUCACACGGAUGAGGACAGGGACGCAGAUGCCUGUCUAUGUCACUGGGAUCACCAGCCACCAGAACCCUUUCUCCUUUGGCAAUGCUGUACCAGGCCUGACCUUCCAUUGGUCUGUCACCAAGCGGGACAUCCUGGACCUUCAAGGGCGGCACCAUGAGGCAUCGGUCCGGCUCCCGUCACAGUACAACUUUGCCAUGAAUGUGCUUGGCCGGGUGAAAGGUCGGACUGGGCUGAGGGUGGUGGUCAAGGCUGUGGACCCCACGGCCGGGCAGCUGCAUGGCCUUGCCAAGGAACUCUCUGAUGAGAUCCAGAUCCAGGUGUUUGAGAAGCUGCUGCUGCUGAACCCCGAAAUAGAAGCAGAACAAAUAUUAAUGUCCCCCAACUCAUUUGUAAAGCUGCAGACAAACAGGGAUGGUGCAGCUUCGCUGAGCUACCGUGUCCUGGAGGGACCCGAGAAAAUUGCCGUGGUGCACAUUGAUGAAAAGGGCUACCUGGCAUCGGGCCCUGUGACUGGGACGUCAACAAUUGAAGUGAUUGCACAAGAGCCUUUUGGGGCCAACCAAACCAUUAUCGUUGCUGUAAAGGUGUCUCCUGUGUCAUACCUGAGGGUUUCCACGAGCCCUGUCCUGCACACCCAGAACAAGGCAGUCCUGGCGGCCCUCCCUUUAGGAAUGACUGUGACCUUCACCGUGCACUUCCACGACAACUCCGGAGACAUCUUCCAUGCUCACAAUUCAGUUCUCAACUUUGCCACUAACAGAGAUGACUUUGUGCAGAUUGGGAAGGGCCCCACCAACAACACCUGUGUCAUCCGCACGGUCAGCGUGGGCUUGACACUGCUCCGAGUGUGGGACGCCGAGCACCUGGGCCUCUCUGACUUCGUCCCACUGCCGGUCCUGCAGACCAUCUCCCCAGAGCUGUCCGGAGCCUUGGCGGUGGGGGAUGUCCUCUGUCUGGCUACUGUUCUGGUCAGCCUGGAAGGCCUCCCAGGCACCUGGAGUUCCUCAGCCAACAGCGUCCUCCACGUCGACCCCAAGACCGGGGUGGCUGUGGCCCGGGAUGUGGGAUCUGUGACAGUCUACUAUGAGGUUCCUGGGCACCUGAGGACCUACAAGGAGAUGGUGGUCGGCGUCCCUCAGAGGAUCGUGGCCCAUCACGACCACCCCAUCCAAACCAGCUACCGGGAGGGCACAGGCUCCAAGGUGAUUGUCACCGUGGGAGACGGAAGCUCUAACCUGAGAGGUGAGUGCUCCCCGGCCCAGAUAGAAGUCAUCGGGACCUUGCACCCAGAGUCCCUCCUUAGCUGCCAGCUGCAGUUCAAGCAUGCUGUCUUCGACUUCCCAGCGCGUGAGGUUUUCACUGUGGAGCCAGGCUUCGACACUGCUCUGGGUCAGUACCUCUGCUCAGUCACCAUGCACCGGUUGACAGACAAGCAGCUGAAGCACAUGAGCAUGAAGAAGACAGCUCUGGUGGUCACAGCCUCCCUCUCGAGCAGCCACUUCUCAGCAGAACAGGUCGGGGCUGAGGUGCCCUUCAGCCCAGGUCUCUAUGCCGACCAGGCUGAAAUUCUUUUGAACAACCACUACACCAGCUCCGAGAUCAAGGUGUUUGGUGCCCUGGAAGUUCUGGAGAACUUGGAGGUGAAAUCUGGGUCCCCUGCUGUUCUGGCCUUCGAGAAGGAGAAGUCCUUUGGGCUGCCCAGCUUUAUCACAUACACAGUUGGUGUCUCAGACCCCUCAGCCGGCAGCCAUGGGCCCCUGUCCACUGCCCUGACCUUCUCCAGCCCCACAACUAACCAAGCCAUCACCGUCCCAGUGACUGUGGCCUUCGUGCUGGAUCGCCGCGGACCUGGUCCUUAUGGAGCCAGCCUCUUUCAGCACUUCCUAGACUCCUACCAAGUCAUGUUCUUCACGCUCUUUGCCCUGCUGGCCGGGACGGCUGCUAUGAUCAUAGCCUACCACACGAUCUGCACACCCCAGGAACUGACAGUGCCUCCAGCCCUUGUACCCCGCGCCAGCCCUCGGCACAGCCCCCACUAUUUUGCUGCCUCGUCACCAGCAUCUCUCAACGCACUGCCUCCUGGUCGCAAAGGCAGCCCUCCCUCGGGGCUGUGGAGCCCAGCCUAUGCCUCCCACUAGGCAGCACCACAAAGACAGCCCUGAGCCCCACCUUGUGACCCUCCAAGACAGGGACACCCCUGCUAGAAUGGGCCCCUCCAGACCUGAGCCCUGUCCCCAGACCAGUGGCACUGCCCCCCUGUUUUGAUGGCACUAGAGUUUGGCUUGUGCUCAUGAGUGUAUCGUAAAUGUAGGAAUUUCAAGCUUGUAUGGGUUUUUUUUUUUCCUUUCAAAUCUUUGCAAAGCUGAGACUUUGUGGCUCAUCCCUUUCUGCAUGAUUGUCUAGGAUUUCUGAACAAUGUGCUGUGGUUUUUACUUUCUAGCAUCACUAAACCCCCCCCCACCCUUCUCAAGCCCGUGAGCAGUGAAAAGCUCUGUUUAGUUGUCUGUAGACAAUGUCACCGUCAUGGUCUCAGGGAAUAGAUUGUCUAUUUGGGGGCAUUUUUUUGGUGGGGUUUUUUAUUUUUUUUCUUGUGAAAACCUACUUUCUCCCCAGUCUGGCUGCUGCUAGGAAAUUUGAGGAACACAGGGACCUGAGGGUCCUGUGCCUGCCCCACUCCCACCCCCCCACCCCACUGCAGGGGAAAAGCCUCAGGAAGCAGCACGCGGGAGCUCCUGACAGCUGAGCCCUGAGCGGGCAGAUACUGGAAAACUGUGAGCUACACAGGGCUGUUCUUCCGCUUUGGGCCACUGGAAACAGACUUCCGUCCUCUGUGCUCCUUUGUCGCUUAAGCUGUUGAAAUAUCUGGUGACUUGGCUUCAGCCCCAUGGAUAUGUCCUGAGUGGAGUCCCUCUCUCUCUCCCUGUCCUGGUCUCUCCUUCAGCCCAGGGACAUCCUGAAUUGUCCUUAGGAAAACGUCCUUGAGAUGGUGGCAGGGCUCUUCUUUUCUGUUUGUUUGUUUUGAGAAGCCGCUAUGUUCUGCCUCAGCACAAAGACCCAGUGUUAUUUGUCUUCCUUGGUGUACGCUCCAGUACCUCAGCAGACCUGAGCCGCUGCCUGGCCGCGUGAGAGACAGCCUCACCAGCUCACCCAGCCCAGGCCCUAGGCAGCUUCCCGGCAGGCCCCGGAGCCCAGUGUGGGCCUGCCCACCAGGAAGGGGCUCCCCGAGGGGCUGGAGAAAGAGGAGAAGCUCCCUCAGAAAACUCUUCCCAGCUCCUCUGAGACUUUCAGAACACAGCCCCCUGUGCUCUAGGCUACAGCGCUGUGCCACCCUCAGGGAGACCCAGAGACUCAUGCCCCCAGAGCACCCAGGCGUGGACGCUGUUCGUGGAGAGUCCAGCCGGACUCUGGGGAUCACGUGUGAAUCCACUUCAGCCCUCCAGGGCUGGCCAGGCAGCUGAUUUUUCUGAAGCUGUAGAAAGGAAUAAUUGUGCCUUGCAUAUUACUUGAGCUCAAACUGACAACCUGGAUGUAAAUGGGAGCAUUUCUACUUGGUUUAUUUAAUAAAGCUCUGUAAUUUCUUAA
Messenger RNA from Nycticebus coucang (slow loris), 7247 nucleotides. It is a transcript of the gene NUP210, whose product is annotated as nucleoporin 210. The transcript has 40 exons. Bases 137 to 5803 code for a protein of 1888 amino acids. The record is from RefSeq and is a predicted model, not a curated record. NCBI's taxonomy places the organism in Eukaryota, Metazoa, Chordata, Mammalia, Primates, Lorisidae. Gene Ontology annotation, cellular component: nuclear pore.